Molecule: messenger RNA, 7359 nt
Organism: Drosophila subpulchrella
Lineage: Eukaryota; Metazoa; Arthropoda; Insecta; Diptera; Drosophilidae
Gene: hwt
Exons: 12
Coding region: 1616-6949 (1777 amino acids)
Molecular function (GO): phosphotyrosine residue binding
Source: RefSeq, a predicted model, not a curated record
GCGGCCUCUGCUCUCGUGUGAUAAAGAAAUUUUUGGAUUCCUGUGGAUUCCGAUUGAUCGUUUAUCGUUAACCGUUAACCGUUAGCCAAUUAAGCACUGUGUGUUUUCCAAUUUUUAACCGGUAUACAAAAAUUCGCUUUGACAACAACAACAACAACAACUACAACAACAAUCGAAAUAACAACAACAAUGCAUAGUUCCUGCUGAGUAGCUUUUUUUGUAUAAUCGAAUGAGUGUCCUUUGGUUUAUUUGUAUGAGAUCCAAAUCCAAGUUAAACCAAGAUGAAAUCCAAUCCAGCAACAACAACUAAACACUGCCGCCUACAAGCAAUAGUUAACAACAACAACAACAGCACAAAGGAAUAGAAACCCCCGAAGACAGAAAGAAAGUGCUAAAAAGACGAUGGAGUGUGGCCAACCCUUGUAGCUAGCUUCAAUUUCCCAUAGGAAAAAGAAAAACCCAAAAGAACAACCAACAACAACAGCCCACAUUAUUAAACUAUAGCAAGAACUUAUAGUUAUCGCUUACAAGAACAGCAAUCUGCAACAACAAUCGUCAAGAACAAUCUCAAAAAACACCCAACUAACAACAACUGCCAAGUAUAACAAUCUUCAACAACAAUUGACAACGAUAUUCAACAACAACCGAAGCAACCAAAACUUACAACAUAAAUACAAAAUAAAUGUUUUUAUACAACCUUCUCCCAAAAAACCUUUAACAACAUUUAAAAUAUAAACUUAUAAUUACAACAAAAACUAUUGAAAACUAACAACUUCAACAACGAAAAGGUUAACAAACUAGCUGUUUAUACGAAUACUUAAAACUUCCCAGCAAUUGCUAAUACGUAAAAAGCAUUCCAAAAACAAACAAAAACUUAAAAAAACGAUGUGCUUACCAUCAUCAACAUUAAAUCAAUAGGCUUAGUUCAUAUUAAUGGCAAACAACUAACGGAAACUCGCACUAAAAUUUAAACUGGCAUAACAUUUUAAUAACAAGUAAGAUGGCUUGAAUUGUUGUGGGCUACGCACAACGGCAGUAUCUUAGAACUACGGCUUCCAUAAAUUUAAUUAAAUAAAGCUAACGACAGUGUUAAUAUAUGUCGAAUAACAAAAAAUACCUACAAAAUACGCUAAUAAUUUCACAUAAAAUCGCAUAUUUGUUUAGCAACAAUUCACGAAACGCACAAUUACAUUUAUUAACAAUUUAUUUUGGGCCCAUUUAAAGUAUUAACAAACAAAUAAGUAGUUUUACCCACAAAGCCAAUUAUAAAAAAUUUAUUGAGAAAAUAAUAAUUCAACAACAACUAUUACAUUUUGGUAUACCAAAAUUAUACUAACGAAAUGUUUGAAAAGUUAACAAAGAUAUUCAACAAUCAUUUUUAACAACUCACCACUUAUUCAACAACGAACCACCAUUAAAAAUCUAGCAGAUUCUUCAAGAUGGAGUGUCAUUAAUUUAGAGAGAUCACCUAUAAUAAUUAAAUAGUAAACUAUUUGUUGGGGUAUAGCGAACAGAGUAAUGGAAACGAUAUUAAGCUAACAAAGAUAUUUCACCAAUCAUAUUCAACAACAAGACCACAUAGCAAUUGUAAAAGAAAUCCAGCGGAUUCUUCAAGAUGGAACGCAUGUGGCGAAAAGUGAAUCACAGUUUGCGCAACAACACAAAAUCGCAGCCACAGCAGCAGCCAGGUGGCGAGACAAUGGUCGGUGGUGGUGCCACCAUAGGGACCACUGCAGCCACACCCCAAUCCAUGGAUACGAUUAGUUCGGCGGGUGGCUUUGGCGAUGGUCAGCUGGUGGUCGCCGUUCAGGGAUUGGCCACCGGCGGUGGAGGAUCAGGGAUUGGCGCCACCGGCGGCAGCAAUGCAACGGGCAGACGCCUGGCCAGCAGUGGCGGUGGCGUGGGAGGCGGUUGCAACAAGUCCCUCAGCCAGCACGUCCUGCAAACGCGUACCGCAUCCUCGGAGCGCCGCAGACGACGCAGGCGGAAGAGUCGACCGCGACGCGGCGGCGGAAUGGGAGCGGUCACCAGUUGCGUCGGUGAUCCCAGCGGCGAUAAUAUGUCUUCCUCGGGCGGCUUUUACACCCUGAAAGAGCACCAGCACUAUCGCCCCAGUCACCAUCAUGGCGGGGGCGUUUCCGGAGGAGGAGGUGGCUCAUCGCGGCGUCUGUUCGCCACUUCGGCGCCCAGCGGCACGGUGAUGAUGUAUCCGAAUCCCCAGCGAGCCACGGCACUGGGACCAUCUGGAGGAUCUGGUGCCGGACAGGCAUCCACUUCGGCUGGAGGAGGAGGAGGUGGAGGAGGAGGUGGUGGAGCUGGUGGAGGAGCAGCUGGAUCUGGAUCUGGAGGACAGCCGGACAUCUCGCUGCGACAGCGGGCGGUGGCCAAGUUGCGCAUGUUCAACUUCCAUCUCAACUGGGAUCUGCACAUGACGCACUGCAAGCCCUGCGGUCCUCGUUUGAGCGGCAGUGGUGGCAACAUAAUCACCCGCCGCCUUUGCCGCAAUCGUCGGCGGGAGGACAACGAACUGUACCGCUCUAAUAGCUUCAAGUUUGAGCGUUUCGAGCGGAAGGAGUGCCUGGAGGAGCUUUCCAACACUUUGCAGAAGCAGAUUGCCAUCUGUGAUGAUUACAGCCUGCCCGUAGACUUUGUUAAAAAACGACCGUCCAGCUUCGAUCCGUGCCUGGCGGAGGCGAUACCAGCGAAUCCCGAGCACUGGAUAGCCCCCAGUCCGCAGACAGAGUUUCUGCCAUUUGGUGAAGCCCAACAAGCGUUGCAGCUACCAGCAGCAGCAGCAGCAGCAGCAACAACAUCCGCAGCAGCAACAGCAGCAGCAGCAGCACCUCAACUACCGCCCCCGCUGCCCGCCCCCGUGGCAACAUUGCCCAGUCAGGCGGCAACGGCAGCAGCAGCAGCAGCAGCAACAGCUGCCAUUUUGGCCACCCACCAGCAGCAGCAGCAACAUCAGCACUUGAGCGGCAACAUUAACAACAACAACGGCGGCAACACACACAGCCAAUCGAGUACGCACAACAACAACAACAAUACAUUGCCAGUCGGGGCACAGCAGCAACAUCAGCAGCCGCAACAGCAACGUGCAACAUUGCAACAUCCGCCGUUGCCCAACAGCAACAUCAAGCAGGCAUCGGUGAAAUUGAUCGAAGGCUAUUCAGAUCCAAAGGAUACGCGCAAUCACAAGAAGGUUUACCACAAAAAGGCCAAGAAGCGAUCGGCCCCAGGCCACAAGCGCCACCAGCAGCAGCAGCAGCAGCAGCAACAGUUGCCAUUGCAGCAGCAACAGACAUUGCCAACGCCCCGAAGUGCCCAGCAACAGCAGCAGCAGCAGCAAUUGCAACAGCGACAUUCCACCUACAACAACAACAACGGCAACUUAAGAAAGGAUAAGCAGAAAAGCCAAUAUAAUUCAGACUCCUCAGCGCCAAAAUCCUCCGACGACGAGGCGGACAUCGACGAGGAGGUUGAGCAGCAGCCUCUGCCCGUGCCGCAAGCUUCUGCCCAGACUGCCCCAUUAACGGCGGCGGGUCUCAACUCCCCGGACUCCAUAUCCGAUGACCUGGUGCGUCCGCUACCACCGCAACUUCAGCGCAGUCCGCGCAAACUGACCGUCGCUCCGGCGGAGCACAAUAAGCGCCAGCCCUCGCCCUACUACUACUCCGAUCUCCUCAAGAGUCGCGACAAGGACAAGGACAAGGAUAAGGACAAGGACAAGGACAAGGAGCGGGACAAGGACAGGGAGGACUUUAAGCUCAAGUGCCGCCAGUCAACGGCCAGUGAACCGCCGCAGUCCACUCAAAGUCAAUUGGGUGGCUAUCGCAAGAGCUCCAGCUUGGAUGUGCCGCCGGCGGCGGAGGAGCAGCCGGAAGCGGAGAGCCACGAGGAGGAGGAUCCCAGGACGGGACAGGACUCGCAGUCCACCCCGAAGCGGUACAGUUUCACCGAGGAGGGUGUCCACAUCAUACGCUGCGAGACACCCAGCACCAGCACAUCCGAGGAGUCCGAUUGCAGUGAGUGCCUCAAGCGACGCGAGUGGCACGCCCGGGCCUUGGCCCUAGUCCGCAAGACCUGCAACGUCCAGCCAAGGAGCCAGACUCAAAUCCCGAUUCAGAAUCAGAGCCAGGGACAGAAUCCCACUGGCAGCGAGCUUCAGCUGCAGCUGCAGCACUGCGACGCCGGCGAGGGCGAGCUGCUCAAGUGCUGUCCACCGCCACCGGCUCCAGCGGAGAUCCAGGUUCAGGUCCAGCCGAUGCCACCGCACCGCCUGCUGGGACCAGCAGCCGUGUGCGGAGCCUGCAUCACAUCCGCUCCUGCCUCCUCCUCCUUGGCCGGCGGACGGGGCAGCGAGCCCGGCGAUGAUCUGGAGGAGGAGUACUUCCGGCCGCGCAGCAUCUUCUAUGUGCAUCCGCAUGGCGUCCACGAGUGCGCCGAGUGCGCCCAGCCAGCUCAGCCAUCGACUGCGACUGCGAAUGCGAUUGCCCAACCGUCGACGCUGAGCAAUCCAUCGCUCGAUCUCUACGGCGACGACGAAGACGAAGUGGACGGCGACGAGGACGAGGACGAAGAGGACGACUCCGAGGACAUCAUGGGCAGCCGGCGGCGGCAGAUCUACGAGACGGCCUUCGACUGCAAGAUAGCCAAGUCGGAUGACGACCUGGACGAGGUGGAUCGCAUCACCAACUGCUCGGUGCUGCUGCAGUUGAGCAAUGGCAAUGGCGGUGCCGGCACUGUUGACAUGGGCAAGGUCAUCACCGGCUCCUCCUCGAAGACGCGGGCGGAAUGCAAGCGGGCCAAGAACUCGAAGAAUCAGGCACUGCAAGAGCAAACGGGCGAGGCCCAUGUCCAGGUGCAUCAGGUGCAGGCGGAGCUGGGCAAGCUGCAGCUCAGCCAGGUGGACCAGCAGAAUCAGAAUCAGAACCAGGCAUCCGCCGCCGCGGCCACCGCCGGCAGUGGAGUAAGUGCGUCCAGCACCCAACAGCUACCGGUGCGCGGCUAUACACCAUCGCCACCAUCGACGGCGCCGCUGCCGAUGAAAUUCCCGGGGAAACAUGAGCGCUACCUGAACAUGAACAGCAUACGGAGUGCACCCAAUCUGCCCGCCGCCAAUCCGGCGCAUCCCCGUCUGCGGGAUCUCCGCCUGCCCAUUCAGUCCAUGCGGCAUCAGUGCGGCGGCAGCAGCAAUGACAACAGUCUCACCGACAGCGCCUACGUGAAUCCGCCCUCGACCAACUCGAAUUCGAAUGCGGCCUCGGGUUCCGCCUCGGCAUCCGUUUCCGCAACGGGAUCCGCAGCAGCCCGCCGGCCACGAUCCUUUGUCCUGGAAUCGGGCAGGGUCCUGGAACUACGCCGCAGUGCCCAGGGUCAUCAUCAGGGUGGUCAGUCGAGCCAUCAUCACCACCAUCAUCAUCAUCAUGGCGGACCAGGCAGCCGGAGCAGGAAUCGCCAGGGGCAGGGACAAACGUCUGGUGGCAGCGGCGGAGGAGGAGGAGGAGGAGGAGCUGGAGGUCACAACUACAGCAGCACGGAGAGCAUCGCCACCUCGAGCAGUGGCGGCAGCAUGGAAUCCCUGCGUUCCAGCACCAGUGAGGGCAAUCGCAGCACCUCCAGCUCCGAGUCGCGGCACUCCAGUUCGCUGAGCUCGCACAGUUCGGAAAGCGGAAGUGGUGGCAGUGGUGGCUCCAGUGUGGCCUACCCCCUGCGGCCGGCUCCUCUGCUGCUGCACUCCAAGCUGCACAUCCUCAGUCCCAUCUCCGACAAAUCCUCGCAGGAACCGGCCUCCGCGAGUGCCUCGGAGCAAUCACAGCAGCCGUCCCAGGCGCCGAUGGCGGCGCAAGAGGAGGAUUCCACUGGCGCCCCAGCAGGGAGCGUUCCGGUGAAUGCCUCCCUAAAGCAACCGCGCAGUCGUGGUGCUGCGCCCAAUAAGGCCCUGCUCCAGCUGGCCGAUGAACUCCUCGGUUCGGAUAGUGGGAUAUCGCUGCAUUCCCGGGAGGAGGGCAAACCCCAGGCCUUGGCCCUGCAGCGUCUAACGCUGCCCAAGCUUCAGUUGAUCGGAGCCGAGGGCUCGAGCUCGGGGGCAGGAAACUCAGCUGCGGGUGGCAGUACGGCCGGAGGAUCGGUCUCGGUCUCGGGAUCGGGCUCGGGAUCAGGGGUAGCCGGUUCAGGAUCAGCUGGCAUUCCGCAGGAUCUGCGCGAUCUGCCCUUCGAUAUGCCUAAAUUGAGGCGCCGCAAGACGCUGCAACAGGAGGCCGCCUGCACCUCGGGCAGUGCCACCUCUGUGGAUCUCGGCGAGCUGCCCUUCGACAUGCCCAAGCUGCGGCGACGCCUCCGGGCCAACCAGGCGGAGAUCAACAACCUGCUGAUGCACAGCACCGAGUCCAGCGGCAUCUCGCAGGCCUCCUCCAGCCACUCGAUGCGCGACGAUCAGAAGUUGGCCAGCAAGUUGGAUACAGCACUUUUCCGGCAGAACCUCACCCUGAACUUGAACGAGUCGCGACAGGCCACCAAGCAGUUUGGCAGCCUGGAUCUGAGGGGUCUCAAUAGCAACAAGGAGCUGAACAUGAACCUCAGCCAGGGAUAUGUCACCGCUGUGGAUCUCAUCGAUGUCACCAUUCCGCUGGAACGGCAGGGUUGGUACCAUGGCGCCAUCACGCGAGUUGAGGCGGAGACCACGCUGCGUCCGCUGUCCGAGGGAUCCUUCCUGGUGCGCAACUGCGAGUCGACCAAGCAGGACUACUCGCUGUCCCUCAAGGGCGCCAAGGGCUUCAUGCAUAUGCGGAUACAGCGCAACGAGACCGGCCAGUACAUCCUGGGCCAGUUCAGCCGUCCCUUCGAAACGGUUCCCGAGAUGAUCCGUCACUUUUGCCUCAACCGGCUGCCAGUUCGAGGAGCCGAGCACAUGUGUCUCAUCGAGCCGGUCAUCGCCCAGCUGCUCUAGGGAGGAUUCAAGAACUCCAAGGAGAGGGAUAACCUCUAGGAAGGAUCCAGGAGAGACUCCAAGGAGCGGGAUAACCAGGAUGGGGAACCAAACAGAAUUACAUAUUAAUAGCCUGUAGAGGACUUAGGAACCUAUGUGAACAUGUGUAUGCACUAGUUAUAUAUGCGAUAGUUGGUAAAAGGAAGAUGGCAAUUUUUUCAUGUUUUUUUUUGGUGGCCUCGAAUUUUUGUAUGUCGGUCUACUAGCAAACGAGCAAAAAAAAAAAUACACCCACUCACACUGACACACGAACUAGUUUAGCGUUUAAAGUACGUAGCACAUUCAGACAAUACCAGCAAAUUACAAAACCAAAAAAAAAAAACAAAAUACCAAACAAACGAUAUUUAUAUAGAAGGCAUAUAUACAAGCAA